Molecule: messenger RNA, 1765 nt
Organism: Puntigrus tetrazona (Sumatra barb)
Lineage: Eukaryota; Metazoa; Chordata; Actinopteri; Cypriniformes; Cyprinidae
Product: F-BAR and double SH3 domains protein 2-like
Exons: 15
Coding region: 160-1671 (503 amino acids)
Biological process (GO): neuromuscular synaptic transmission; regulation of actin filament polymerization
Cellular component (GO): recycling endosome; neuromuscular junction
Molecular function (GO): protein binding
Source: RefSeq, a predicted model, not a curated record
CGGCGCAACGGAGGCGUCUGGAAGUAUUUCAGUGGGUUUUUUUUUUCUUCCCUUUCACCUAAACAGAUUAUUCUGCACUGCAUAUCUCCGUCCCGCAGAUGCGUUCGGGUUUUGCAGGGUGAAUUUCUAAGGGUUUUUCCUGUAUAUCCAGAUCCAGACAUGCAGCCUCCUCCGAGAAAGGUAAAAGUCACACAAGAGGUGAAACACACUCACACAGAGCAGCUGAGCAGACUCCAGCUCAAACACCAGACAGACUUGGACUUCCUAGAGGAUCUGAGAACAUACAGUCAGAAGAAAGCGCUAAUAGAGAAAGAUUACUCACAGGCUCUGCAUAAGCUUGCGUCUCAGUACUUGAAGCGAGAGUGGUCCGGAGCCCCAUCAGAGGAGCAGAAAGACUCCAGAAAUGUAUGGGCCGUAUGGAGAUCCUACUUAGAGGGCGUGAUGAAAGUGAGCCAGUCUCGUAUCAACGGAUGCGAGAACUACAGGAGCCAGAUCUCAGAUCCUGUGAAGAUGUUCAGAACGCAGAAAGACCUUCAGCUGAAGAAGUGCUGCGAACAGCUGGCAAGAGCUCAGGCCGAUCUACAGGUCACGAUCAGAGACCUGGAGAAGAGCAGGAAGACCUACCAGGAGGCGGAACAAACAGCGCAAACUGUGAGAGAGAAAGCUGAUAUGGAGGCCAAGUCAAAGCUCAGUCUGUUUCAGUCACGUUCCAGUCUGAAGAGGGCGAGUAUGAAGCUGAAAGCCAAGAAGAACGAAUGGAAGUCCAAAGCCACACAAACAAGGAAUGAUUACCUGCUUACACUUUCAGCCACUAACGCUCAUCAGGACCGCUAUUAUGAGACAGACCUGAUCAGCUGCAUAAGAGUUCUAGAUGGCAGUUUCUACGAUCAUGUACAGAGUUUUGUGACACAGGAUAUUCACCAACAGAUAUUCAUUCAGGACAACCCAGGGUUUCAGAAAGCCGCCCCCUUUCAGUAUCAACCCUGUGAAAAUGAUUCGAGUCGACAGCUGGAAUCGGAGACGGGAACCACCGAAGAACACAGUCUCAACAAAGAAGCAAGGAAAUGGGCCACACGUGUGGCUCGCGAACACAAAAACAUCAUCCAUUACAAACGGGCUCUAGAGGAAUGCGAGACGCUCGGGACUCCGCCCACGGAACAGAGCCGGAAUGAGCUGGAAUUCCGAAUAGAAGAGGCCAAGGAGAACAUCCGCAAAGCAGAGACAGUAAAGCUGAAAGCAGAAGCGCGUCUGGACCUCCUGCGGCAGGUGGGUGUUUCUGUGGACACGUGGCUGAAGAGCGCCAUGAACCAGGUGAUGGAGGAGCUGGAGAACGAGCGCUGGGCGUCUCUGCCCACCCUCACCACCCACGACCUCUCUCUGUCGACCACGGUGGACUUGGACAGAGAGGAAGGAGAAGAAUUAGAAGAGAACAUGGAGACGUAUGACGACAGCAGCUCGAGUCCAUCAGGAACCUUGAGAAACUACCCACUCACCUGCAAAGUGCUCUACUCAUACAAGGCCUCUCAGCCCGAUGAACUUACCAUCGAUGAGCAUGAGAUGUUGGAGGUUAUAGAAGAUGGAGACAUGGAGGACUGGGUCAAGGUGAACCAUUUAAACCUUAUUUCAGCAGUUCAACACACGAUCUACAGAAGAAAAGGAUUUUUCCUGUAAUGUGUCAAAAAUAAAGUUUUUCUGCACACAAACUUUUUAAAUGACAGUUGGUUGAGUUCUAUGCAAAACUUUUUGCUGAAUUCUGAUUAAGUGC